This is a messenger RNA of Pleuronectes platessa (European plaice), 3647 nucleotides long. It is a transcript of the gene lratb.1, whose product is annotated as lecithin retinol acyltransferase b, tandem duplicate 1. The transcript has 20 exons. NCBI's taxonomy places the organism in Eukaryota, Metazoa, Chordata, Actinopteri, Pleuronectiformes, Pleuronectidae. The record is from RefSeq and is a predicted model, not a curated record. The coding region runs from base 72 to 2078 and encodes 668 amino acids.
ACUUGGGAGCAGUGGCUUUGAUCUCCUGCUGUUAACCCCCGUUCCUCCACCUGAAGAACCUUUGAUCCGCGAUGUCUCCUCUCGCCCGGUGGCUCCGCAGCGGACCCGCGGGCUUCGGGCAGCUGUGGCGCCGCAGACACUCGGGACAGUUCGUCCGUUUGUCUUCGGACUCGAACUUGUUGCGCUGCAGCUCGUCCGCCGCGUCCCCCCCGAACACACAGCGUCCGACCCGCAGCGGCUCCAGGGGCCUCACCGGCUCUGCCAGGACCGAACCGGUCCGGAUCGGCUGUGCCUCCGGGUUCUGGGGGGACACAGCGACCUCAGUGCCUCAGCUGAUCUACAGCGGGAAGCUGGACUUCCUGGUUUUCGACUACCUCAGUGAGAUCACCAUGUCUCUGCUCACCGCCGCUAAGACCAAGAUGCCUAAUCUGGGCUACGCUCCGGAUUUCGUCCACGUCGCUCUGGCUCCGUUCAUUAAUGACAUCCACAGGAAAGGUAUCCGUGUGGUCAGUAACGCAGGAGGCGUGAACCCUCUGGCCUGCGCCGAGGCCAUACAGGAAGUCAUCAAGAAGGCCGGCCUCGACCUUAAGGUGGCUGUGGUUACCGGCGAUGACCUCAUGCCCCAAAGAAGCAGCCUCACUGAGGUAAAGAUGGCCGGUGACGGCAGCAGACAGCGGCUACCGAAGACGCUCCACAGCAUGAACGCUUAUCUCGGAGCUGGUCCGAUCCGGCGCUGUCUGGAUCUCGGGGCCGACAUCGUGGUGACGGGACGCUGCGUGGACAGCGCGGUGGCUCUGGGGCCGCUCAUGCACACCUUUGGCUGGCAGAGGGACGACUUUGACCUACUUGCAGCUGGGAGUCUUGCAGGUCACCUGAUCGAGUGUGGUGCUCAGAGUACAGGAGGGAUCUUCACAGACUGGCACAAAGUUCCUGACUGGGACAACAUGGGUUUCCCGGUGGUCGAGUGCUCGAGGGACGGCUCCUUCGUUCUCUCCAAACCGCCCAAAACCGGCGGCCUGGUCUCCUUCGGCACGGUGGCCGAGCAGCUGGUGUAUGAGAUCGGUGACCCACGGCGUUACCUGCUGCCCGACGUCAUCUGUGACUUCAGCCAGGUGUCGAUCAAGGAGAUACCAGGUGUGGAGGGAGGGGCUGUCAAAGUGACCGGUGCUAAAGGCUUCACUCCGUCAAAUGACUACAAGGUGUGUGCGACCUACAUGGACGGCUUCAGGGCGACGGCGGUGUGUCCAGUGGGAGGGCCGAGGGCCACGGAGAAGGCCAGACGGACGGCGGACACCAUCAUCAAACGCACGAAGCGGAUGUUCAAGCAGCUGGGAAUGGAAGAUUUCAGCUCCGUCAACGUCCAGGUCCUGGGAGCUGAGGACACUUAUGGUCCCAACGCUGACACCAAGGGCUCCAGAGAGGCAGUGAUUUGGAUGGCCGUCUCCCACAAACAGAAGAAGGCUCUGGAACUUUUUGCCAGAGAGGUAGCUCCUGCAGGGACCGGCAUGGCUCCGGGACUCACGGGCAUCGUGGGCGGACGUCCUCGAGUGUCUCCUGUUCUCAAGCCGUUCUUCUUCCUGCACCCGAAAUCUGAACUCAAGGCCGACAUUCACGUUGAUGGACAGUUGGUGGAGACGCUUUCAGAGGCGGAGCUAGACAAACCUGAGCUGGAGGCCCCUCCCACCACAGAGGACGACGCACCUGAGAGAGACCUGCCCAGUGGACGAUACAGCUACAGACUGGAGGAACUGGCCUACACGAGGAGCGGAGACAAAGGAGACUCAGCCAACAUCGGCGUCGUCGCUCGUCAUCCUCUUUUCUUCCCGUACCUGAAGAAACACCUGACGUCCUCCGUGGUGGAGGAAUACUUCUCUCACCUCCUUCAGCCGGGAGUCGCCAACGCUGUCACACGAUUCACGCUGCCGGGGAUCCAUGGCCUCAACUUUGUGUUGCAGAGUUCACUGGGCGGGGGAGGGGUGGCGUCCCUGCGCAGUGAUCCCCAGGGUAAAGCCUUCGGUCAGAUGCUGCUGGACGUGAAGCUGAGGGGGCUGCCCGACCUCAAGUCACUGGUGGACUGAGAGACGUCCACGAGCGGUGAAGAAGAAGAUCCCAGCAGGAGAGGAAGACGUACGUGAGACACAGGAUCAUUCACAAUCACGUACGAGAGAAACUGACCCAAUCAAGAAGAAGAAGGUUUAGUUUAUACUGCGCAGUUUAACACCAAACAGCGAAUCCAGUCCGUUUUAUUCACACACAUUUGCUUCUGACGGUUUUAGGAUCUGUACAACAUUUGAGAUUUGGCACAGAUUCACAGGAUUUUUAACCACAAUGACAAACAAAAGGGUGACGUCCAGGAAACUGUCAAAUACGCCGCCACCACACCAUAAAUAUUUUUAUGAGGGAAGCUUGAAUGUUCAGAUUCGACCUUGGAACGAGCGGUUUAAGAACAAAUGUGGGGUCCGUGAUGGGAUGUGGCUGAGAGCUCUGUGGUAAAAGUUUAAAGAGGCUUCAGUUCACCAGGAGCAACCGGGAGAGCUACAGUUGUUCUCUCACACAUCUCAAUUCAAAAAGAGACACAACCGACCUCCGCUGCUACACAACUCAAAAGAAGAAGUCUCCAACGAGUGAUCGCAGCCUUCGUUUGAUUUUAGUCAAAUCAAAUAAUUUUCAUCUUCUCUUUGUCUCAUGACAGUAAACUGAAUACCUUUUCUAUUCUAAACUAAUAAUCAAUUAAUCAAGAAAAUAACCAAUCGAUUGAAUCAGUGAUGAAAAUGGCCGCUGCAGUAGUUCAAAGCUCCGGAGCAGGAAGACGAGGUUUCUCAACUACUUCUUUCCAAACUUUAAAAUGUAAAUCCACUGCUGAGGACCAUGUAAUGUGGUUAAAAGUUCCAAAACAUCUAUUAAACGGCCCUUGAGGUGAAGAUGGUUUUGUCAACCGACAAUUAUUUUGUCAGGAUUUGAUCUUUGUAUUGAAAAAUGGUUGUUAACUGCGUAUGAAUCACAGGAUCCAACUUCCAACCCCUCUGAGCAGAAUGGUAAAUGGCUGCCUGUCGCCAUCGCCAGCAUGUCGAGGGUUUUCCAGCCCAGAGGGGGACAUGAUGAUGAUCUGGGUUUAAACUCCUCGCCAGCUUCAGGGAAAUUGCCCCUGACCCUCCUACUUCCCUCCGACGGGGAGUGGUGGUUUGGCUUUCCCUCGGAGGGUAAACAAAGUAUCCGCCCGGGCAGCGAGACGCUCCGGUCAGAUAUCAGAGGAGACACAUGCUCGCAGGCCUCACGUGGAACGGGCCCGGCGCCUGGUUUCCCCACGGCGCGUUCACCUCAACGCGACCGGGCUCCAGUGUUCGCCGCCCCGCAGGAAUGUGAGUCUCCUUCCACCAAACCGACUCUGUGGCCUCUGGUCUGUUUAUCUAUAAUUGCAAACAGGCUGAAGCUGCAGACAGAGUCGCUGCAGAGCUUCUGUCAUGGAUAGAAACUCAUCUCACCCACCUCCUCUGAAUCAUUCUCUCCCUUCCCCAAAUCCUCCUCCUCCUCAUGCUGCUGCACUUUUCUCUCAUCAGCUAAAAUGUGGAACGUCUCCUCUUCCUCUUUUCCUCUUUGGAUUCUUAACCUCUCUCGGAUGUGUCCCCGACCUUUGACCUUCUCUGGUU